UGCAUGGUGGAGAUCAGUGGAAAAGAAGCCCACAAAUAAGAUCAUUAAUGGCUUCUUUCACCUCCUCUCCAGCACUCAUUACCGGUUUUUUCUUUCUCUUCUUUGCAUUCACUUUCACAUUCGGGCAGUCGUCAGUUCCGGCUGUUUAUGUUUUCGGUGACUCCCUUGUGGAUGUUGGCAACAACAAUUACAUUGAGGGUUCUAUUCUUAAAGCGAAUUAUCCUUAUAAUGGCAUUGAUUACCCUGGUGGUGAAUCAACUGGAAGGUUUUGCAAUGGCAAAAACACAGCAGAUCUUUUAGCGGAAAAAGUGGGAUUGAUGGCAUCCCCUCCACCAUAUUUGUCCAACACAAGUGAUCUUUACCUGAAAGGAGUUAGCUUUGCAUCUGGAGGAUCGGGACUCUUCAACACCACCGGGGAAGGUUUUCUUCGCAAGACUCUUUCUCUAUCAGAACAAGUGAAAUAUUACACUACGGUCCAUGGUCGAUUAGCGCAACAUCUAGGAGUUCAGGGAACAAAGCAACAUUUAUCAAAAUCACUGUUCCUGGUGGUGACUGGAAGCAAUGAUGUUUUCGCUUAUUUCGAAAACGACGAGAUAAGAAAGGUUAAAACCCGUGAUCAAUAUAUCAAUGAAAUGAUUGCCAUCCUUCAAGAUCUCAUGAUGAAACUACAGAGUUUGGGAGCUCGCAAGUUCGUGGUGCCUGGAUUAGCAGCUCUUGGAUGUACUCCGGCACGAAGAUUCGAGAGAAACAAUGAUGAUUGCAAUGCAGCAAUGAAUGUUAUGGCAACCAAGUACAAUCAAAAUCUUACAGAAAUGUUGGCUACACUAAAGUUCAAUUUCAAGGGCAAAAGCUAUUAUACUUAUAUUGACACUUACGCUUUACUUUCUGGAAUCAUUCAGAACCCUGCAACUUACGGUAAAGGAUAACUAACAAAUCUAACUUUCUCACCUGGGUUCCUUCCUCCUCAUUAAUGUAGUAUUUGCCAUUUCUGAUCUUCGCAGAACUGUGCAGGUUUUAGGGAGGCGAAAGCCGCUUGCUGUGGAUUAGGUGAAUUAAACGCGGAUUUGCCUUGCACACCCCUCUCCAUAUUCUGUCCCAACAGAACAGAUCAUGUAUUCUGGGACAGACUACACCCAACUCAAGCAACUGCAAGUAUUGCGGUUGAUACGCUUUACAGUGGUUCACCACCAAACGUGAUUCCCCUCAAUGUGCAGCAGCUCAUUGCCCUCUAAAAUUUGUUAUAUACAAGUUUUGAAUCUUACUUUUCUCCCAUGUUUCUUUGUUUUCCUCUAACAAGAGCCAUAAUGCUUAUGUUCAUGGUUUAUACACAAUGUACCGAAUCAAUAACAUUGCUGAGAGUUGUGUGUUUAUUUAACUAAUUUAGUUCAAGAAAUGCCCUUUGAGGGUGUUAAUAUAACAUCAUUGGUGUAUAAUAAAAAAGAAAGCUUGAACAGUAUCGAGAGUGGAAGUUAAAGUAAACUCAGAUACGACUUGAUAUUUUCGUAUUCGUCAAUUGGUCCAAUGGAGGAAUUUGCCUAGACAAAUAUAGGCAUUUACAUAGAAACUUCAAGCCCUUCUAGGCAAAUGGAGGAGUUUACACAAUUUAAUGAUUUGGGCAUAGUACAAAUGUGUAUUCUACACACCUACAUCAUUGACAUGCAUCUAGAAAAUAGAUUCCCACAAACGUCUUCAGCUUUGGUUCGACUAAGAAGUCAAAUAAAACAAGCUUCUGCAGAUCUGCAUUUCAAUUAUCAAUGUGAAAAGUGUCAACUACCAAGUUGGUCCCCUGUGGACAGAGAAGUCCGUGAUUAUAUAGAACUGUAAGUUUGCAUUAUCUGAAAUAUCUACAUUGUAGAUAGGCUUUGGCAACAGAGAGAACCAGCUCAUAUUCUUAAACGUAUCAGACAUUCGAAGCCUGCUGCUAGGGAGAAUAUUACUAACUUCAGAAAGCUUACAUUUUGAUUGUUGGAUCAGCAAAGUGAAAGCAUAAGAGAUGUUCUGACCAGCAAAUCAUUCUCUCGGUAUGAAUUAUGACUAGUUAACUCAGGUUUUCUGCCCAGCCACAAACAUUCUCCACAUUUUACCGCAUGCAGACAUAUCUUAUAGUAUAGUAUAGGUGCAGCUUUUGCAUUAGUUGAAGACCUAAAAGGGUGAUAACUUUUGUGAAACAGACCAAAUACUGUCAUAAUGUUAUUGUGAAUCUGCUAUUUUUGAUCUUAGAAGAACCCAUCUCUAACACGUAUUCACAAUAAAAGAUGUCAGGAUUGGAAACAAUAAGUAACUUUUAAAAGAGAACAGACUACAAACUCGAUAUGAUUUCUUCAGUGGGUCAGCCAUGACAAAUUGGCAUCACGGUCAGUUGAAUGUUCAGCCCACAACUAAAUUUUGACUCUUAACAUCCAGAAUUGCAGAUAAGCCAGGGGAUAAAGAAACUAUGUUUGAUGUUCUGGUGGUGAUGACUUCAUUUGUACCUAUGGAUACUAAUACUCUAUCUAGUAAGGCAUAGUGAUCAGGCUCUGUUAAGUUACAAAUUGAUUCCAGCAGGAAAGCAGAAGCUCUAGUUUGCAUAUAUAGACAACAAAUAAUCUCAAAUUCCAUAUCAACUGAUAUCCUUAGUUCUCAAAUUCUGUCUGAAGUUCCAAGUUUUUCUAACUUCCAUUUGAUCACACAUUCAAGCAAGGAAAAACGUUUGAUAACUAGAAUGUUUCUGCAUGCAUCAGAAUUCAAAAACAUUCACAAAGCCUUACAAAAGAUGGACUCAUGUUUCCUAAUGGAUGAUCCUAAGUUAAGCUCCCUUCAAAAAGGUGACUAACCACCAAAAGAAUCCACACUGGUUUAACCUUGUUGUGUAACUUUCAAAGGAUAACAACCCAAGAAAAAUUCCUUUUAGAGUAUUAUGAACAAAAAGGCUAUUCUACCAAUCAUGAAGCCCAAAAGGAUUGCCUAAUUCUAGUUCACAACAAAACAAACUAUUACCAAAAAGCAGAAACAAUUUCCCUACUGAAUGCAAACAAACAGACUGUCAGACUGAUCAAAGAAAUUAUAUCUUUCUGGAAGAAGACAGACAAUAUCCAAAUGAUCCAAACAAUAUAAUACACCGUUAGAUACUCUACCAAAUCAGAAUCCAACUUCAUAAACCUCUGAAAAAGAGAGAAAAAAAAAAAGAGGAUAGUUUACCUCUCACUCUGAUGCCAAGAGAGAAUCUUGUAACUUUUUGUCCAAACAAGUUGGAAUAAUUUGGAAAUCAUCAACAGGCAAUUUCUGAGACAAAAAACCCACAUGAAACUCAAUCAUGUUAUCCACCUCAUCAACAUCCAUCCCAGUAACAGGAACCCAUAUGAAAAACCUCCUAGCAUGAAUCCCAGAAACAUCAGAAACUUUCCCAAAAUACAAUUUCCCAGUAAUAGUGGUAUCAUACAGAACCAGCUGAUCCUUGAACUGAACAUAACAUUGGUGAGUGAGUUCAAUUUUGAAGCUGCUGUCCACUGAGGACAGGGAAUAUGACUUCACGUUAUCGGGAAGAAGACCCUUUGGAAGAUUGUACUUGGGGAAGAGGUCAUGAACGUCUGUGAGUGCUGAGGCUUCAUGGCUGAUUGAUAGAGGAAUCAAGUAAAGAGAAAUGAAGAGUAAAAAUUGAAUCUUUGGAGAGAACGCCAUGGCCAUUGUUGUUGAAAUCCUUUCUGGUGGUUUUGAUUGAUGUACAAACGUUGGAACAAAUUAAUAAGAGUACUUAAAGUAAACUUUGUGAUGAUGAGCUGUUUGUUUUGGAUGGUUGACUAGAAAAUUAUUGGAAAAUUAUGGGUGGAGAAGGGAAGAAAAUCAAGAAGAGAUUUUUAUAUCGGUUACGUGUUGGAGAUAUGCUUUUAUUGGUGGUUUAUCUGAAGUCUAACCACGGGAAGAACAAAUAUUUAAGUGUCACACUUCAAAUGAGAUUAAUACAACAUUUUCUUAGUAUUCUCUUUUAACGUUGUAUAAGGAAUCCAUUGCAAAUUACACCAUAGAAAUUGACUAUUACACUUUAAUGGCUAAUGCCCUUGUGCCAUUUGUAAAUAUGCAAUUUGUUGAUUGAGAAAUUUCCAAAUUAGACUUGAAGUUUCAUGUGGUGUAAUCAAAUUACAUCAAAGCUAGCUGUUUCCUUCGGACAAAAAUUGAUGCGCCAACCAAUUGCACAUCAAUUGAAUGUUUGUUAGCAGAAAGAAGCUUCAUUAUCUGUCCUGAUCUUUAUUCGUGGUUUUGUUGCUUUUCUUCAUGUCUAUUCCCCGGAUAAGUGAGCUUCCAAUCCCUUCUUUUAGCUUUGGGGGAAGCUUCCUCCAAGCAAUUUGACAUUUAUGGAAUAACAAAGAUGAAAAUUAUGCAGCUAAGCCACUUGCUCUGUUUCAUGAACCAUUUCUUUCACAGGAUGGUGUUUAUACUUGCAGGGAGAGAACGAUUAAUAGGAAAACACCCUAUGCAACUUAUAGAGAUGAUAAUAUCAUACUCUCAACCUCCUCAGGUUAAGUCCAAUGAUCAACAAUAACACGGGCAAAGGCAACUGUUCGCCCUACUCCAAUGAAUAGUACAAACCUAUCAUCAUUUAAGCUAGCUACCAAGACAAUUGAGAUUAUGCGAGCGAAAAUUCGUAAAAGGACGACAAACUUGAACUUGAAUGGUAAUAAGAAUUCAGAUAAUAGCAGGAUAUGGUAUUACACAUUCCGGACACUUCUGUGGGAGGAACUUGAUAAAAGUACACAAUGUUUUCGUUUCUUUUACCUUACCGAGUACCAAGAAGGUUUCAGCCCUGAUAUAUAUUUACACAGAAACUGGCUUCCCUUAUCAGUCUAUCAGAUAACAGAAUUUCCAGCUAAGAUGUUCUCAAGUGGGUAAAGGAAAGGGAUGACUCCUCCAUAUGCUUCUUGCUCAGGUAUCUUCAACCAGUUACUCAGUCAUGAGAAGUUGAACAUCAUCUGUUGGCGUUGGCAGCUUCGAUACAUUCAAAAAUGAAAAGAACAGAGAACCAAUCAGUCCAGAGCAAGGGGGAGAAAACAAAUGUUUCACAAAUUAUGGAGCUACAAAGAACAACAAAUCCAAACAAGAAAACUGUCCCACUACGAUAAAUUAUGUUCAGCAUGAAACGCCAAGGAAAAAAAAAAAGAUGAGAAAUGAUAUGAGCAGGAUAGAUGCAAGGAGCAAUGCAUACAAUUUUGACUAAUUGUGAGAAGAAAAUGUACGUCAAAGGCAUAGAUCUUGCCAAAUUCAAAGAGAUAAUCACUUAACCACAAUCACCACCAAGAACCAAGUUUAAAUAGAUGAACAGAAAACCAGUUCAAGCGAGACAACUAAAAGAUCAACAAUAAGCUUAAGCUGCUUCUCACUUUGGACUAAAAGUAAAUAGAACUUUGAGAAAGUUUUUCAUCAUCAAAAGAUAAAGAGACAAACAACCAGCCACAGUAGAUAAAACCCAAGCGAGCACAACAAAAUGAAGGGACACAAUAAUUAGUUUCUUUGGACCAUUGUUUAUGUUGAAGGCAAAUAAAAUACAACGGAUUUUUUUAAAAGAAAAGUCAUCCUAGUGGUUUGGAGGAAGUCACAAACCCGAUCCUCCUACUAAUCAAUGCCUGUUAUCAAUUUACUCAACAGGAAGAUCAUCGAAGAUUGGUAAGCUUCCGCAGCAAGUUGGAUAGAUUACACAAAAAGGUCAAGCCACCUAUAGUAGAAAAGUUUUGCAAGCAAUAGAAUAUUGACAUAACAACCCACGUCAGAAGAAGGAUCCAAGCAAAGUGAGCUAAUACAGCCAAGCAAAGUGAACUCCUGAUGAACAAUUUAAAAUCAGGAGCCAAGCAAAGUGAGCAAUGACUCCAUUCCAAAUUCAAAUUUUAUUUCCGUCCUUAAAAUAGAAACAUAAAUAGUAACAGACUUUGUUCCACAUCUUUCCACACGGAAUUCAUUGUCACUAUCUCCGAUCCACCUCUCUUCCCCAUGGCUUACUCACCAUUUCUCCUCUGCUAAAGAACUUAUAGAAAAUUUACUGUCAGCAAACCUCCUUAAUCAGUAUAGUAGCAAACUGAAGUUACACAGAGACCAUAUUUACAUGACUUUAAACAACACAAGCCAAGUCACCAUCAAUAUAAAUUAAGCAGCAAUUCAGAACUACCAAAAACAUGUUUGUACUCUCUUCUUAUCCAGCAAAGAAAGAAACAAAUACUUUAUGAAAACAUAGUUGUUCAUGUGGCUAUAAUUGCAUCCAAUUGAUUUCAUUCGUUACUGUAGCUAAUGAAUAGAGAAAAUGGUCACAAAAGUUCAUGACCGCAAUUUGACCAUCCACUUCAGCAGAUUUAUGCACAGCACAAAUGAUUUAUGAAUGUGUCCUUUCGGUUAAUCUCUUCGUAUGUGUUUCCUGUAGUGAAACUCCAGACAGCUCAGGCCAUCAAUUUCCAUUAUGAAUGAACAUAAUAAAGCAACUGUAGCACAAAUUGUUAUCGGAAGAAUAUAAAGGUCUAAGAAGACGACAAGCUCAGUUUGGCAAGUGGAGCUCAACAAGGUAUUCAGGGGUCCCACUAAGAUGGUGUCCUAGUUGGGUUUUAUUUCAUUUGUCUCUGUUAAAAUGAGUUGUGCUUUUUGAUAGGAAAGAGUCUUUUUUGUUUCCUAGACAGAACAAUUUGAACUGAACUGCCCCUUUCCAAGAAUGACCAUCUCCUCUUGAAAACAUCAGAAUUACCAAAACGGAACAAACGGCAGCAGAAAAAGUCAAAACUUGAUUUAUAAAAAAAAAACACUUUCUAAAAUGGCAAAAAGUUAGCAAUAGAUAAACAAUAUGCUCAUCCAUGAACAUCAUAUCUGGUCAUAUCUACAACUUGGUAGUUUUAAAUUAAUUCCUUUGCCGAACAGAAUAAAGUAUCACAAUCAGGGAUUGAAUCAGCUUGUAUGCAUCUGUUGAGUGCUCAUCCAUCCAUGUGCCAUGAAAAUCAAAGCACAAGAAUAGCAUUUCUUCACCCCAGAGCCAUCAUAUCAAGAAAAUGGACUCAUUACUCUUGUCCUAUUGAACUCUUUUACUCCAGAAAAUUCAGAUUUAGAUAACCAUCUCAUGUUCAAGAAUCUAAACAAAAUGAAUUCUUGUGUGUUAGACAAAUGGAACAAACAUGGGAGAAAAAUGAAAAUUAUCCUGCAGUAAACAUAGAACAGAAUCUCUUUCAAAAACCUUCCCCUUUUGGCUAAGUCAAGGAUUAUAACCUAGUCAAUUUGGGUUGGACCCAAAUUAAGGGUAAGGUUUCCCAACAACAGUUUUCUGUAUUCAUAGAGCCUGCGAGUUGCUUAAAGUGCACCAGGCUUCUUACUAUUUGGUUUCAUUAAGUCUUGGAUCUUCAAAGGCAUUCACAUAUCUACGGAACCGAGUAAAAAGUACUUUUGGCGAUACCAGAAAAGAUAAAGUUAUUUCCAAGUAAAAACUCUUAUCAUGCCUGAGAGCUUAAUUAUUUUGUAGGUGCUUAACAAGAGUGCUCAAAUGCUACACUCAGAAGGUGAAUAUCAGCAACAGCAGAAGAGGAUACUAGCAAACACUUUCUAUUCGACUUUCAGAUUUCAACAAACCACUAUUUGUAUUACAGAAGAUAUGAACAGUAAGUCAUCAAUGCAAGGAUGGGAAGUGGUACACAAAGUUUAUGGUGGUUCAGGCUUAACUCUUAAGACAUGAGGCCAACACAGUUCCAUUUUUCUGCUUAGUGCAACCAAAGGUCCAGAGUUAAACGUAAUUUCCAGAGGCAAUGAUUCUGUUUCUGGUGAUCGAAAACUUCAACCCAUAAGACUUUUCUAAAACAUAGUUAAAGAACUUAUCAAUUGGUUAGAACUACGAAUUCAAAAAAUUUUGCUCUGGUAAUUAAGAUGCCACCUAGUUUUCACAAUCCUUAAAAUUUCAAUCAUAAACUGAAGGACCACAUAACGAAACUCGAAUACAACAUGCAAUUCCGUCCAACGUCCCAGAACCGCCGUCUGGACCACAUUAUGCGCAUACCACAUAAAUGCAUUCAAAAUCAUUCUUUAUUUUUUUCCUGGAACUAAUAACAGAAAGUACUCAACCUAUCGAUAUUCCAGAAGAUGUAAGUUGAAACAUAAAACUCACACUAGUUGACAAAGCACAUAAAAGUGAAUAUCCAUUUGAAGUUGACAAACUUCUCAUGCGCCAAUUAUCAAGUGAAGCAAUAUGUCAUAUCUACAGGUGAUAACAUAUCAGCAACUAACAACCUAAAGAGGUGGUUCAACAACCAUCACCUGAAAUUAAAUGUUUAUGCAAACUAAACUGACCCUAAAACAAACAACUCACAAACUCCAAUAUAGCAAGCCAAACCAAAGACGAUGAGUCUUCAUGCAAAAUGCAUUGAAUUAAGAGGAAAAUAAAUUCUACUUAUAAACUUCCACGACAAAAUCAAAUCUUUAUCAUCAAUCAAGUGGCAAAGAGAAACCAUUAAACUUCAUUGUUAACAAGAAAAUAAGAAAGUCAACAAGCUUAAGCAGCGCAACGGAAAAGCCAUACCUCAAAACCACUCCUCAAGGAACCACCACAGAAGCCCAGAGCCUUGUCACUGCAAGAAUGAACCGUCUGAAACUGGUCCACAUCAAGCUUCUUGUUGAUAAUUCCAACAGUGAAAUAAAUACUAUCAGAAGGAGGCAAAUCAACUUUAAUCUCGUCAACAUCAAACCAGAAAAACAAUCUCUGGACUUGAAUCCCUUUCAAGUCGGUUAUAGACCCAAUACUCAACUUCCCAUUAAUUUUCUUUUCGUAAUAUACCAGGUAAUCAAAAUGGAUGUAACAAGGCUUCUCCAGAAGAACUUCAAAGGUUCCAUCAUCAGAAAGGGUGUAAGAUUUUACAGAGUCCGGUAAUAACCCACUUGGGAGCCCAUAUUUUGGGAGGAUUUCGUAUACUGUUGGAUUAGGAUCUCCUCCAUUAACAGAUGAAAGAAUAAACAGAAUCAAUGAUGAAAGAAGGAAAAAAAGAUGAAAUCUUUUUGGAAUCAAACCCAUGAUUCUGGUUGGUUUCUUUUUCUUUUGUUUGGUUUCGUGUACUCAAACUGGUGGAUUGUUUCUUCCAACUCUACUAGAAGAAUGAUUUUCAGAUGGGUUUUACCGUUGUUUAUAUAUAGGACAAUUUCUUCCCCAUCUGAAAACAACCCCUUUAGCCGCCUUACCUGAAAAUAAAUCUGUACAAUUUUCCACACCAACAGAAUAUCAUCAAAAAAAAAGGGAAAUUAUUGUGAUCCUAUAACUAUUUGUUAAAAAAAAUUUAUUUUCAUUAAAAAAUAAAUAUAAAAAUUUAUAGGAAAAAAU
Molecule: messenger RNA, 9295 nt
Organism: Oldenlandia corymbosa var. corymbosa
Lineage: Eukaryota; Viridiplantae; Streptophyta; Magnoliopsida; Gentianales; Rubiaceae
Source: the annotation of a GenBank genome assembly